AUGUGUCCCUGGAAUAACGUGGUCCUGCGCACCACGGGCGAAAUCAUCAGGAUGACCUCGCGGGACCCAAGCUAUUGGUAUUAUUACCCGGGCUACUACUACCAUCCGGAUGAUGUUAUUGGCGGAAACAUGAACAUGACGGAGGAGCAGUGGAACGAGAUGAACAUGUGUUGUACGGUGCUGGCGCCACCGGAGUUCGGAAUUCCGUCUGUAGAAGAGGAGAAAAUUAGGAGGGAGGAUGAGGAACUCCGAUAUGGGGAGUAUUGUAACUCUGAGCUAAAAGACAAGAAGAUGCGCAAGAAAGUGGUGACUGCGUUUCUUGGACCAUUGACUUUGGAGGAGGCAACUGGGAAAGGGUCGAAGAAAAAUGCAGGGUCGAGAGUCGGGCCAGUGGUAAAUGGUUUGGGCGUCAUGGCAGUUGUGGUCGCGGUGGGAGGGUUUUUGUUGAUUUGA
This is a messenger RNA of Sordaria macrospora k-hell, 453 nucleotides long. RefSeq lists its product as uncharacterized. Lineage: Eukaryota; Fungi; Ascomycota; Sordariomycetes; Sordariales; Sordariaceae. The record is from RefSeq and is a predicted model, not a curated record.